Molecule: messenger RNA, 1656 nt
Organism: Hirsutella rhossiliensis
Lineage: Eukaryota; Fungi; Ascomycota; Sordariomycetes; Hypocreales; Ophiocordycipitaceae
Product: flavin-binding monooxygenase-like domain-containing protein
Exons: 3
Coding region: 1-1656 (551 amino acids)
Molecular function (GO): N,N-dimethylaniline monooxygenase activity; NADP binding; flavin adenine dinucleotide binding
Source: RefSeq, a predicted model, not a curated record
AUGUCUUCAGUGGCCGCUCUACACGUGACGCAUCCUUACGACGCAGCCAGCCUGUCGCUCACAGACCGAUUCAUCGAUGAGCCACGGCGUCUACGCCUUGCCGUCAUUGGCGGUGGAGUUGCCGGCAUUCUAGCUGGCAUCUUGCUGCCGGCCAAGGUUCCUGGUUUGAUGCUGACCAUUUAUGACAAGAAUGAGGAUUUUGGAGGAACGUGGCUAGAAAAUGUGUAUCCGGGCGUGCGCUGCGAUACGCCUGCUCAUGUCUACCAAGCCACAUUCGCUCCCAAGACGGAUUGGUCCGAACCGUUUCCGCCGGGAAUCGAGAUUCGGAAUUACUGGCAAUCCGUCGCGCGCAAACACGACGUGUACCGAUAUGCCAAGUUCAAGCACAGAGUCGAGGCUGCUUCGUGGAACGCCCAUCAAGGGAGGUGGCUCCUGAAAAUACUCAACACCGACACGAAUGGUGCCGCCUGCGAAAAGUUUGACCUUGUUCUCACAUGCAUUGGGCGGUUCAACGCUUGGAGGCUUCCGGAUAUUCCGGGCAUUGCCGCCUAUCGAGGCGUACUGCGCCAUACUUCAAACUGGGACCCAUCCUUCGAUCCAAGAGGGAAAAGGGUCGCCGUCAUAGGCAACGGGGCCAGUGGUGUCCAGAUUGUUCCCAGUCUGCAGAAAGUCCUAUGGCAAAAACACAAAGAGUCGCUUGAUGAUCCGGAGAGCUAUGUAGCAUUCAGGAAGAGCGUCGAGGACAAGUCCUGGCGCGGGUUCCGGUCUAUCCUCCGCGGAUCCGAGGAAAAUGCGAGCCUCAGAGAGAGCUUCAUGGGCAUUAUGAGGGAGCGCCUGGCGAAGAGGCCAGAAUUGCGCGACGGCUUUGCCCCGGACUUCUCGCCAAACUGUCGCCGGCUGACACCGGGCCCUGGCUAUCUCGAAGCCAUCGUGGCGGAUAACGUGACUUACACCCAGACACCCAUCAGGCGAUUUACUGCCACUGGCAUCGAGACGCGCGAUGGGAUCCACCGAGAGGUUGAUGCCGUCUUUUGUGCCACGGGCGCUGAUACGGCCGUGGCACCCCAGUUCUGCAUCUCGGCCAACGGGCAGAAUCUGCGUGACCUGUGGAAACCAGGCGGCGAGCCCGGAUUCCCAUAUACCUAUCUUGGAUUGGCCACUCCCGGCUUUCCCAAUCUGCUCUUUGUCCACGGGCCGAACGGAAUCAGUGCUUCGGGCACUGUUCCGCAUGCUUUCGAAACCCAGCUGACAUACGUUGCAAAGCUGUUGCGAAAGGUCUCGAGGGAAGGCAUCAAGUCCAUCGACGCCUCUUGCGGGGCGGCUGACGACUUCGUUGCGUAUUCAGACGCCUUCUUCAAAGAGACGGUGCUUACCGAUGGAUGCAACUCGUCGUACAAUGGCGGUCGCCCAGGCACAAGGAUCCAUGGUUUCUGGCCCGGCAGCGCGGCGCAUCUGGCCAUGGUGCGAAGAGAGCCGCGGUGGGAGGAUUGGAACUAUCGCUAUCUAUCCGACUCGGGAAACAGGUUCUUGUGGUACUUGGGCAAUGGCUUGACCAAGAAAGAGGGCGAUCCAGACGCGGACAUGACGUCGUAUCUGCAAACCCCGGAACGGACAGACCUAAGAGACAUUCAUGAGAGUUGGUGGCGGAUACCGUAG